This is a messenger RNA of Cyprinodon variegatus (sheepshead minnow), 1544 nucleotides long. RefSeq names its product zinc finger protein 330 (gene noazfp). The record is from RefSeq and is a predicted model, not a curated record. Gene Ontology annotation, cellular component: nucleus. NCBI's taxonomy places the organism in Eukaryota, Metazoa, Chordata, Actinopteri, Cyprinodontiformes, Cyprinodontidae. Bases 66 to 1019 code for a protein of 317 amino acids. The transcript has 10 exons. Gene Ontology annotation, molecular function: zinc ion binding.
CAUUUAGGGACGGACAAGGACCGUUUUAUUCGCAGGGAAAGGAGGCGAAAGAAUAAAGAAGAAAGAUGCCCAAAAAGAAAACCGGAGCCAGAAAAAAGGCGGAGAACCGAAAAGAGCGAGAGAAACAGAACCGGGCCAACAGGGAGCACGUGGAUGUGGCCAAACACCCCUGCAACGUCAACAUGGAUUGUGACAAAUGUCAGAGAAAGCAGAAGAACAGAGCAUUCUGCUAUUUCUGUAACUCUGUACAGAAGCUGCCUGUCUGUGCCCAGUGUGGUAAAACCAAGUGCAUGAAGGCUUCAGAUUGUGUCAUCAAGCAUCCAGGGAUCCACAGCACGGGGAUGGCCAUGGUGGGGGCAGUGUGUGACUUCUGUGAAGCCUGGGUCUGCCAUGGUAGAAAAUGUCUGAGCACCCACGCCUGCUCCUGUCCUCUGGCCGACGCCGACUGCAUCGAGUGCGAGCGUGGCGUCUGGGACCACGGAGGUCGCAUUUUCCGCUGCUCCUUCUGUCAGAAUUUCUUGUGUGAAGACGAUCAGUUUGAGCACCAGGCCAGCUGUCAGGUCCUGCAGGCAGAAACCUUUAAAUGUGUUUCCUGUAACAGGCUGGGACAGCACUCAUGUCUGCGCUGUAAGGCCUGUUACUGUGACGACCACGCAAAGAGCAAGGUCUUCAAGCAGGAGAAGGGCAAAGCUCUGCCGUGUCCCAAGUGCGGCCAUGAGACCCAGGAGACCAAAGACCUCAGCAUGUCCACUCGAACCCUGAAGUUUGGUCGGCAGGCCGGCGGCGGCGACGAUGAUGACUAUGACGGAGCAUCAGGAUACGACUCUUACUGGAAGAACCUGGCAGCUGGAGGAGGCCCACAGGACAGCUACGGAGAUGACGACGACGAGGACGAGGAGGAUGAUGGGUAUGAAGAGGAAGAGGAGGAUGAAGAUGAAGAGGAUUAUGAUGAUGAUGAUGAUGAUGAGGAAGCCGUUAAGUCUGUGGCUGAGCUGACGUUAGAUGAAGCCGCAGCCUGAACUCGGACUGAGUGGAUGGAGGACUGGAUCAGGGCUGCAGGUGGGCGGGGCUAAUGUGGCUGUUUGAGUCCGAAGGAGCGAACGCCCUGCUGACCUGCCGCUGGGAUCCGGAUCAGCAGAUUUUCAGAAUCUCUCCAGGUUUUAUUCUCUCCUCUGAAUUUGUUUUCCCCUUUUAAACCAAAGUUGAUCCAGUAACCGGUUCCAGAAAAGAACGGAACCGCAGUACAUCAGCUUGUCCAAUGAAACGGUUGCUUCAUCCAUUGUUUCUGUGAUGGGAUCCCUGAUCCUGAAAGUCAGAAUCAACAUAGAUCUGAUCAAAACAUCUGGGUGAGGACUUCUGAGCAGGACUCCAUGGUUCUGUUGCCGCUUUCUUUUCUCCCAUUGAAAAUGUUUUUAAUGUUAAGAUAUUUUUUUUGAGGGGGGGUGCAGAUCCAAAGCAUCUGGCUGUUAGGAUGUAAAUGACUCCUGGCUCUGGUUGGAUGUGUCGUUUCUAACCUCCUGACGAAUAAAGUUCAGUUUGAAUCU